Molecule: messenger RNA, 544 nt
Organism: Acipenser ruthenus (sterlet)
Lineage: Eukaryota; Metazoa; Chordata; Actinopteri; Acipenseriformes; Acipenseridae
Product: natural killer cell receptor 2B4-like
Exons: 4
Coding region: 20-535 (171 amino acids)
Source: RefSeq, a predicted model, not a curated record
GCAAGGCUGCAGCUGGACAAUGUUACCAACUCUCAGGAUUAACAACGUACAGGCAGCAGACAGAGGGUUUUACCAAGUGGAGAUUUACAAAGAAAUUUAUUUUAAAAAAAUAUUUCUCUUGUCUCUUUACAACGUGGCGCCCGUCCCUCGAGUUAAAAGGGGAAGUGAAAGAGGGGAGAGUGACUGCGUCCUGCUGUGCUCGGUGGAAAACUGGAACAACACAUCUCUGUCCUGGCAAAGAAACGGGACUGCACUGACCCAACCAACCUCACAACACUCAACCCAACUGGACCUUUCCCACCACCAAAUACGGGGGGUAAAUGCCACCUACAGGUACACCUGUGUGGCCAGCAACCCUGUCAGCAAUCAGACCAUCACUGUCACACCUUCGGAUUACUGUCCUCUCAAAGAAAGAGGAGGCCACACUGAGCUCAUCCUGAGGGUGCUGGUGUUCAUAGUGCUGACUGGAGUCGUCAUCGCAGUCUGUGUGUGGGUCUGGAAGAAGGGGAGCGCUCAGGAUGAAGACAGGAAUUAAAGAACAGAG